AAAUAAGACCACUGCAAUCCGCAUACAACGCCUCAUCUCAUCCAACAGGUGUGCAACUGUUCACCUGAAUGGGACACCAACCUCUCCUCUAUCGGGAUAAGGACGUUAUCUUAUCUCUGAAGCACAUUGUCAAGGUAUUAGCCGGUUUGGAGAGAUGUCAGAUGUCGACCAACCGGGCAGCAUGGCACCCAACGAGGCCAAGAAUUAUUUGGGAUUUGACUUUAGUACCCAGCAAGUCAAAGCCAUAGUUGUGAAUGAUCGCCUUGAGGUUCUUCAAGAAGCAGCUGUUCAGUUUGAUAAUGAUCUCCCUGAAUACAGAACCCACGGAGGUGUAAAUGUAAGAGGAGAUGGCCUAACGGUAACGGCUCCAACCAUAAUGUGGGUGAAGGCACUUGACAUGUUGAUGGAUAAACUUCGGGUCGCUGGUGCUGACUUCUCCACGAUUGCUGCUGUCUCAGGAACAGGUCAGCAACAUGGGAGUGUAUACUGGAGACGCGGAGCAGAAAAGAUAUUAGCAGAACUACAGCCAGAUCGCUUCCUUCAUGAUCAGCUAGCAAUGGCAUUCAGUAUCACAGACUCACCCAUAUGGAUGGAUUCCUCAACCACUGCCCAGUGUCAAGCUUUAGAAGAGGCUGUGGGUGGACCGCAGAAACUCUCAGACUUGACAGGUUCCCGGGCUUAUGAACGGUUUACAGGCAAUCAGAUUGCUAAGAUUUAUCAGAGAAGGAAGGAAGCUUACACUAACACAGAGAGGAUUUCGUUGGUGAGCAGCUUUGCAUGUUCCUUGUUCUUGGGUUCGUACGCACCAGUUGACUUUGCAGAUGGCUCAGGAAUGAACCUUUUAGACAUCAAUACUAAAAACUGGUCUCAGCCUUGUCUUGAUGCAUGUGCCCCAGAUUUGGCAGAUAAAUUAGGUACACCUGUGCCUGCGUCUGAGAGGGUUGGAAAUAUUGCUUCCUAUUUUGUUGACCGAUACAGCUUCAAUCCAGACUGUGCUGUUAUAGCCUUCACGGGUGAUAACCCAUCAUCUCUUGCUGGCAUGUGUUUGGAACCUGGAGAUGUCGCUGUUAGUCUGGGAACAAGCGAUACCCUCUUCCUGUGGCUAGACGCUCCAAAACCCAAGUUGGAAGGGCAUGUCUUCAUAAACCCGGUGGACAGCAAUGCAUACAUGGCUCUCCUGUGCUUCAAGAAUGGAUCUUUAACGAGAGAGAGAAUUCGUAACGAAUGUGCCGAUGGAUCGUGGGAUCUCUUUAAUCAGCUUCUGGACAUGACGCCUCGGGGGAACUUCGGCAAUUUGGGAAUGUAUUACGACAAGAAGGAAAUAACCCCAGAACUUGAAGGCACGUUCCGUUUCAACAAAGCUGACGAGCCAGUGUCUCGCUUCACAAGCCGUGAGGUUGAAGUACGAGCCCUGGUAGAGGGUCAAUUCGUAGCCAAGCGUGUUCAUGCGGAAAACUUGGGAUUUAGUGUAGGUACCGGUGCAAGGGUUUUGGCAACAGGAGGAGCCUCUGGUAACAAAAGUCUCCUACAAGUCUUAGCUGAUGUCUUCAAUGCUCCUGUUUACACUAUGGAUGUUACCAACUCUGCCUGUCUGGGUGGUGCAUACAGAGCUAAGCAUGGCCUCUUGGGUGGCAUAUACAAAGAGGUUAUUAAAGGACAGAACUUCACUUUGGCUUGUAAACCUAACUCAGAUGCUGAUAAGGUCUACACUGCAAUGGUGGAACGUUUUGAUCACCUUGAAGCCUCAUUAAUGAAGGAUGCCAAGUAAGACAUUCCCAAGAUUGAUAAGAGAAAAUGUGAGAAUUUAGAAAAGUCAUAAUGGAAAGCAAAAGAAUACUGCCUUUGUUGGCAUAUAUGACAAACAGGCAUAUUAGAUGCACACACCUUUCAAAAGGACAUAUUCAGAAGAGAAAGUUGACCUUCUAUUACAUAUAAGGCCCAGGGGCUUUUUUUUUGGGGGGGGGUCUUUAUUUUUUUAAGUUUGUCUUAUAUGCCAUCAGAUACAGUAUUUUCUUGAGGAAAUCAACAAAGAGUUGUGAGAAAAUGUAAUGGUAAUAGAGGGUGAUAUAAAGGGUGAAUUUUGUCCUAGCUUGGCUUUGCAUUUUUGAAAUAUUGUCAUAUUUUUCUCUGUAGGAUAUCGAUAUAACUGACUUCUACUUAACAAGGGCAUAUGGUUUAAAUAGGCCUGUGCAUUUUAUUGCCUUUUAAGAAUUGCUUCCAGAUAUAUUGCCAAAGGUAAAGUCUUCAUUGCUUUUGAAUUUUUUUAGUACUUUAUAGUGUAUUGACUUAUAGAAAGCAUGCUAUUUAUAGGAUAGUGCAAUUUAUAUUUACAUUAAUUCCCAAAAUAAUAUGCUUCCUUUUUCAUGACUGAACUUAGAAAUUUUAUGAAGA
Penaeus chinensis is the source of this 2391-nucleotide messenger RNA. RefSeq names its product xylulose kinase-like. The transcript is spliced from 13 exons. NCBI's taxonomy places the organism in Eukaryota, Metazoa, Arthropoda, Malacostraca, Decapoda, Penaeidae. Gene Ontology annotation, cellular component: cytosol. Bases 155 to 1768 code for a protein of 537 amino acids. The record is from RefSeq and is a predicted model, not a curated record. Gene Ontology annotation, molecular function: D-xylulokinase activity. Gene Ontology annotation, biological process: D-xylose metabolic process; xylulose metabolic process.